AUGUCAGAAGCUGAGGUUCUUCUUCUUAGUCUUGAGGUUGAGGCAGCUGCAGUACGUAAUGCUGAUCUCUCUAGACAACUCGAACGUCUAACCGAUGAAUUGGCGUGCUCUACAGUACAUCGUCUGGAGAAAGUAGAGACUGUAUCUGUAGGAACUCAGACCGAGUUUGACGUGCUGCGUGAUGUGUCUUUGGAUCUAGAUGAUCUACUGUUUGAGAUGGCAGAAGUAAUGUUUCGUCUGUACCCUACAACACCGAUUGAUUUAUCAUCCCGGGAGGGUGACAAGUGUAAGCGCCUGGAGGAACUCUCGCAACGUUGUUUACGCGAGAUGCGCUCACUUAGAACAGCAUGGGAAACUAAGCUUGAGGGAUACAAUAAAUUUAUAGAGGAUCUUCAGAAAGCGCUAGGUGGGUACUACCGAUCCCUAGAAGGAUUGCAGUGUCAGUUGCGUGACAAGGAAGUUGAGUGUGCAACACUUUCGAAAGAGAAUGCCCAACUAUUGCGACAAUGUGCGGAGCUUGAAAAACAGUUAAAGUUUGUACAGAAGGAUGCAGCUAAUGCCAAUAACAAAGUAGAACACUUGAUGCAACAGACUACAGAUCUUGAGUUCGAAAGGUGUCGACUUUUAGAUAGAGAGACUGUUCUAGCAAAUACAUUGGAUUCAUUAAGAGCAGAUUGUGCCCUUGGGCCAUGGGGGGAUAGGACCGUCUUUAAAAGUAAGGCUCUUGAAAAGGGAAGGGGUAACUCUCAUAUUCCUCAUAGGGAGAAAGAAACACCCACAUCCGGCACUGACAGAGGAGUUUCAGGAGGUUUUUCUGUUCAGGAUGUAAUGUGGGCCUGUCAAGGUUCUACUGUCAAUCGAGCCUUUCCUGAGUUUUGUCUCCCUCCCGAAAAAGUUAUUGAUUUUGGUUGCAAGUUUAAUCCCUCAACAUGA
Trypanosoma theileri is the source of this 933-nucleotide messenger RNA. RefSeq lists its product as uncharacterized. The transcript has a single exon. The record is from RefSeq and is a predicted model, not a curated record. Lineage: Eukaryota; Euglenozoa; Kinetoplastea; Trypanosomatida; Trypanosomatidae. The coding region runs from base 1 to 933 and encodes 310 amino acids.